This is a messenger RNA of Schizosaccharomyces osmophilus, 726 nucleotides long. It is a transcript of the gene rcf2, whose product is annotated as cytochrome c oxidase assembly protein Rcf2. The coding region runs from base 1 to 726 and encodes 241 amino acids. Gene Ontology annotation, cellular component: mitochondrial inner membrane. Gene Ontology annotation, biological process: mitochondrial respiratory chain complex IV assembly. The record is from RefSeq and is a predicted model, not a curated record. The transcript has a single exon. Lineage: Eukaryota; Fungi; Ascomycota; Schizosaccharomycetes; Schizosaccharomycetales; Schizosaccharomycetaceae.
AUGUCUCUAGCUGACCAGCAAGAAACGCACGCUUUCAAUCAAAGCAUCUACUCAGCUCUCUUCCGUGGUGGACUCGUUGGUUCUGCGCUUGGUACUCUUGGAUGUAUCGUCGGAAGUAGAUACUCUCCUGGUUUCCGCCGCCUCUCGUUCCCUCGUAAAUCUUGGCUCGUCAUCGGCGCUGGUUCUGCUGUCAGUGUUAUUUACGCCGAUAAGGCGACUUUGAAAUUCGACACCAAUCGUUUCAGCAAAAUUAAGGAAGUGGACGACUCUACAAAACAUCUCCCUUGGAAGUAUAGGGCUUUGUACUAUUACAAUGAACACAAGUGGCCCAUCAUCUUGGGUACAUGGGCAAGCACCCUUGGCUUAAGUAUGUACGCUGCAUCUCGCAAUCGCUACGAUACCCUCCCUCAGAAACUUGUUCAGGCAAGAAUGUAUGCCCAAGGCGUUACCGUGCUCGUCCUUUUGGGAAGUGUUUAUCUGACCGCCGUUGCCAGUCGCUUGGAACCUCCCGCGCAAGCAAAACUCGUUACCGACCCUACCGACCCCUCAAAGCUAAUGUCUGUCGAGACAAGCUCCAAAGAACGCUAUCCUGGUGAAUAUCAAUGGCAAGUCUUGGUUGCCAAGGAAGAAGAGCGUCUUCGUCAUUUAAAUCUUCCCCUUCGUACCGGCCAGUCAUCGUCUUCUUCAUCCAACGAUUCUGACUCUUCCGACAAACUCUCGCAAUAA